GUAAAGAUUAUUGUUUGAUUUUCAUUCUUACUCUGGUUGACGGAGGAGAAAGUUGAAACAGUAUUUUGGAACCCAAAAUUGGGCCUCGAAGCACCGAAAUUAGCCACUAGUGCUACCCUUUCCUUCUCUUCAGGUGUUGGUUUUAAAUGGCUAUAACCACCUCUUCUGAAGUGGAAUCACCUAGGAGGAGGUCUGGUCUAUUAAGAGACCAAGUUCAGUUGGUUAAAAGAAAGGAUUCUGAUCGUUUUGAGAUUGUUCCAGUUCAAGAUACUCUUUCGUUUGAGAAAGGAUUCUUCAUAGUCAUACGGGCGUGCCAGUUGUUGGCUCAGAAGAAUGAGGGGAUUAUUGUUGUUGGAGUUGCUGGUCCAUCUGGAGCUGGUAAAUCUGUCUUCACUGAGAAGAUUUCGAACUUUCUUCCCAGCAUUGCAGUCAUAUCAAUGGACAAUUAUAAUGAUGCUAGCCGCAUUGUUGAUGGGAAUUUUGAUGAUCCACGUGUGCCGGAUUAUGAUACAUUGCUUGAGAAUAUUCGCGGUUUAAGGGAAGGAAAGCCUGUUCAAGUCCCUGUGUAUGACUUUAAGUCUAGUUCUCGCAUUGGUUACAGGACAAUUGAAGUUCCUAGCUCCCACAUUGUGAUCAUUGAAGGUAUUCAUGCCUUGAGUGAAAAGCUUCGGUCUCUACUCGAUCUCCGAGUCUCUAUUACUGGUGGAGUACACUUUGACCUUGUCAAGCGAGUUUUAAGGGAUAUCCAACGUGCUGGCCAACAGCCUGAAGAAAUUAUUCAUCAGAUCUCUGAAACGGUUUAUCCGAUGUACAAAGCUUUUAUUGAGCCGGACCUACAAACAGCACAUAUAAAAAUUAUUAACAAGUUCAACCCUUUCACUGGAUUUCAGAAUCCCACGUAUAUUUUGAAGUCAACGAGUAACAUUGCUGCUGAGCAGAUAAAGGAAAUCCUUUCUGAGCAGCACAAGGAAAUUACAGAGGAAACCUAUGAUAUUUAUCUUCUACCACCAGGUGAAGAUCCGGAAGCAUGCCAAUCAUAUCUAAGGAUGAGAAACAAGAAUGGGAAAUACAAUCUUAUGUUUGAGGAAUGGGUUACGGAUAGUCCAUUCAUUAUAUCACCAAGGAUAACUUUUGAAGUGACUGUUCGUCUUCUUGGAGGACUAAUGGCUUUGGGUUAUACCAUUGCAACUAUUUUGAAAAGAAGAAGUCAUGUGUUUUCAGAUGAGAAAGUAUGUGUGAAAAUUGAUUGGCUGGAGCAACUUAACAGAAAGUAUGUCCAGGUACAAGGAAAAGAUCGGUUGUACGUCAAGUAUAUUGCCGAUCAACUAGGUUUAGAUGGCUCAUAUGUUUCUCGAACAUAUAUUGAACAAAUCCAGUUGGAGAAGCUUGUGAACGAUGUUAUGGCGUUACCUGAGGAUCUGAAAACAAAGCUUAGCAUAGAUGAUGACAUGGUAUUAUCAAGCCCUAAAGAGGCUCUUUCACGUGCCUCUGCAGACAGGAGAAUUAAGUAUCUGAAUAGUGGUCUGUCACAUUCAUUUUCUACACGAAACAAGAACCUCUCUAAGCUUCCUAAGCUUGAUGUAAAUGAUAGACGAUUUGAUGGAAGAGGUCAUGAUUCACAGGCAUCACUUGCAAAUCAGGGAAUUAUUAACCAACUUUCCGAGCAGAUCUCUAUGCUGAAUGAGAGAAUGGAUGAAUUUACAUCUCGGAUAGAAGAACUGAAUUCCAAGUUUUGCAACAGGAAAGUCUCUUUAAGCCAGCAAAAUCUAGCUUUGCAAGCUGAAGCCUGUAAUGGCGUUGCCCCCACUGCUCUCUUCAUGACUAGCUUAAGCAAUGGUUCAAUGCUACCCCAUUCUUCAUCAUCUUCUCAAUUAGUGAAGGAGUCUCCACUCAUGGAAGAGGUAGUCCUUAUAGCAAGGUCACAGAAUCAAAUAAUGCACCAAAUUGACAAUCUAACCAAGCUUCUACACGAGUCCUUGGGGGGGAAGUUGUCUCGACAAGAAAGAACGGAGAGGAGGAAAAUUGAGGAUAUCAACGCCAUUAGCCUCUCCUCCCUUUUCUUGUCCUUGGCAGUUGGUGGCCUUGCCAUCUUCUAUUUCAGGUCUCAAUCAACCCAAAAAUGAUAAUGUGAUUAAUACAUACAUAAUAUAUAAAUAAACACAAGUAUAUACAUAUCUUUGUUGUCUAUUUAAAAUCGGGUUCUAUCUCGUACCCCCAAAUACUUACUGUUAAAAGUCUAGACUCUAAAUGUUCGACCUUUAAUGUGGUGUGAUGUUCUUUAAUGUGGUGAUUGUUAUCAUGUUAUGCUAGCUGUUGAUUCUCCCCAAAGAUGUCAUUUUUUUGACAGACC
This is a messenger RNA of Impatiens glandulifera, 2350 nucleotides long. RefSeq names its product inorganic pyrophosphatase TTM1-like. Gene Ontology annotation, cellular component: cytoplasm. The transcript has 12 exons. NCBI's taxonomy places the organism in Eukaryota, Viridiplantae, Streptophyta, Magnoliopsida, Ericales, Balsaminaceae. The coding region runs from base 147 to 2123 and encodes 658 amino acids. The record is from RefSeq and is a predicted model, not a curated record. Gene Ontology annotation, molecular function: ATP binding; kinase activity.